GGGGACGCACGUGUCGUCCCUUUCGUCAUCUUUACAUAAGCCGCUUUCCUUUUAAAAGACACAAAUCGACACAAGUUAGCACACUCGAACUCAGAGAGUCGUCAUAGUUAGUGGAACACUCAGACUCUCCUCGUGAGUAGAGUCGAAAAGUAUCGAUAGAGUUUGUAUCAAACGGAAAGCGACGUGUGUCGCUUUGUGUCAAAAGUGUCGACUGUAUCCUCUAAAAAGAAAGCAGCCAUAAUACAUCUGAAUAAAUUCGAGCCUUCGUCUCGUGUACUUUACGAAUAUAACAUAGUGAUUACACGGAGCAAUUUAGUCGAUUUGCGACUAUUCAUCGGCGCGUGUAGAUCAAUAAAAAAGGAACGACGACGUUGAGUGACAGUUCAUCUUGCACCGUGUUCCGAUUCUUGCACCGAGAAUGGUACCUGCAGCAAAGUUUCCAUCUGCGGAAACUUCGCGCGCUCGUCGCCGACGCAUUCAAAAUGGUACGAAAUGUGGGAGAUAUGCUUCGGAGCAGAUGCCCCGAGCCAGGACACUUUCAUGGCUCAGCGAAAAUUAUUCGUGGAAAGUCGGUAUGUCCCCGGAUGAUUACCAAAGAAUCGUCGUGCAAUGUAGAAGAGAUCUAUUGAGCAUUAUCAUGCACCGCAACCGUGACCUUCAAAGUCAUUUGAGUAAUGUUUUGAGGGUGGAAACGCAAAGAAUCCGUUUUGAGACGAUUAAUCCGGAAAAUCAGCAGCAAGAGUCACAAGUGUCGUCACAUUCGGAAGACUCGUCCUGCACAGAGAAGAAAGCCAUCUCGACAUCGCCCCUACGAAUUAUCGCCCCCCAACCUUAUCGUGAUGACGAUAAGUUCGCAAUAAGAGCUACCCUGGCGAAAAUUCAUGGCUGGAUGGAUCAAAGAAAUGUAAAUAAAGACACGGGAGUCUGUGCUGGUUGAAAAACAAGAAAAAUAGUUUAUCAAUAAAUGGCUUAUUAAUAAA
This is a messenger RNA of Solenopsis invicta (red fire ant), 980 nucleotides long. RefSeq lists its product as uncharacterized. The transcript has 3 exons. Bases 419 to 937 code for a protein of 172 amino acids. Lineage: Eukaryota; Metazoa; Arthropoda; Insecta; Hymenoptera; Formicidae. The record is from RefSeq and is a predicted model, not a curated record.